Molecule: messenger RNA, 3177 nt
Organism: Callithrix jacchus (white-tufted-ear marmoset)
Lineage: Eukaryota; Metazoa; Chordata; Mammalia; Primates; Cebidae
Source: RefSeq, a predicted model, not a curated record
AUGCAGAACCUCGAGCAUGGGAAAGAGUUGGGGUUUUAUCCAGAGGGCAGUAAAGGGCCUGGGUGGCGGGUAGCCGCAUUUCACACACAUUCUGUUAUUCAGUCCUCACAGAAAUCUUGUGAGCGAGGCAGGCAGUAUUAUUCCCACUUUACAAUUUUAGGAAAUGGAAACAGAGAGACAGAGUUUAAUGAAGACCCAGAGUGGAGCAGCAAUUCAGACCUGGCACAACCAACCCAGUUGCCUUCCCCUAACGCCACCUACUCCCUGACUGCCCUGCCCAGCAGCGCUGAUUCAGACCCGUUGUUAGAAAUCUACUCCAGAAUCUUUACGUGUACCCACAAAGGGAAAGAAUCAACAUUUCGCGUCAGCCUCCCCAAGACGACAGCUGCUGAAGACGAGUUCCUGCCACCGCUGUGGCUCCCUGAGCUGUUUGAUUCCGGCAAACAGCUACUGGACGAAGUCAAAGGAGCAGCUGAACCCACCGGUUCCGGGAUAAUCCAGGAGAAGGUGUCCAAGGGCUUCGACCUCCAUGAGAAGGCUGCCAAAAUGUUAUCGCAGCUUGACUUGUUCAGCCGAAAUGAAGAUUUGGAGGAGAUUACUUCCACCGACCUGAAGUACCUGAUGGUGCCAGCGUUUCAAGGAACCCUCACCAUGAAACAAGUCAACCCCAGUAAGCGUCUAGAUCAUUUGCAGCAGGCUCGCAAACACUUUAUAAACUACUUAACUCAGUGCCAUUACUAUCAUGUGGCCGAGUUUGAGCUGCCCAAAACCAAGAACAACUCAGGUGAAAAUCACACUGCUAUUACCUCCAUGGCUUAUUCUAGCCCCGUUGCUAUGGCAUCUCAAAGACAGGCUAAAAUAGAGAGAUACAAGAAGAAGGAGUUGGAGCAUAGGUUGUCUACAAUGAAAUCUGAAGUGGAAAGUGGUCAAGCAGAUGAUGAGCGAGUUCAUGAAUAUUAUCUUCUUCACCUUCGGAGGUGGAUUGAUAUCAGCUUAGAAGAGAUUGAGAGCAUUGACCAGGAAAUAGAGAUCCUGGGAGAGAAAGACUCUUCAAGAGAGGCAUCUACUUCUAACUCAUCUCGCCAGGAGAGGCCUCCAGUGAAACCUUUCAUUCUCACUCGGCACAUGGCGCAAGCCAAAGAAUUUGGUACUGGUUAUCCAAGUCUGGCUUCUGUGACAGCGAGUGACUGGUAUGAUCAACAUUGGAAACAUGGAGCGUUACCAAAUCAGGGAAUAGCCAAGGCAACACCAGAAGAAUUCGGAAAAGCCACUCAGCAACGGAAAGAUCAAGAAAAGGAAAAAGAGGAUGAUAAACAAACACUCCAGGGAGGUCGGGAGUGGGAUGACUGGAAGGAUGCCCACCCUAGGGGCUAUGGCAACCGACAGAACAUGGGUUAAUUUUCCCACAACACAGCAGCACUGCAGGGUGCACACCUUCCCGGGCAAGGAAAACCAUGUAGCUUCCCCUCCCCCUGGGCUCCCCCUACAGCUGUGUACAACGAAGGCAAAGAUGCUUAAUGUUCAUGCUUGCUUUGAGUUCAAUAAAGCAUUAAAUUAUUAAGCAUGUAUUUGUACCCUAGAUGAUGUGAGCCAGUAAUCUAGUUUUGGCAUCAUCAUCCUCAUCCUGGUGUGUUCCAAUUUCUUUUCUUUUUUAUUUUAUUUUAAAAAGAGAUGGGGUCUCGUUCUUGUUCUCCAGCCCAGGCUGGAGUGCAGUGGCUAUUCACAGGUGCAAUCCCACUACUGAUCAGCACGGGAGUUUUGACCUGCUCCGUUUCAGACCUGGGCCGGUUCACCCCGCCUUAGGCAACCUGGUGGUCCCCCGUUCCCGGGAGGUCACCAUAUUGAUGCCGAACUUAGUGCGGACAUCCGAUCGGAAUAGCGCACUACAGCCCAGAACUCCUGGGCUCAAGCGAUCCUCUCACCUCAGCCUCCCGAGUAGCUGGGACUACAGGCAUGCGCCACCGCGCCGGGCCCAAUUUCUUAAGUGGAAAGAAAAGGGCACUGAGGGCCGGGCGCGGGGCUCCUGCCUGUAACUCCAGCACUUUGGGAGGCUGAGGUUGGCGGAUCACCUGAGGUCAGGAGUUCGAGACCAGCUGGCCAAGGUGGUGAAGCGCCAUCUAAUGGGGUUUUGUAUUUUGUACUAAAAAUACAAAACUACCGGGCGUGGUGGCAGGCGCCUGUAAUCCCAGCUACUCGGGAGGCUGAAGCAGGAGAACUGCUUGAACCCGGGAGGCGGAGGUUGCAGUGAGCCGAGAUCACGCCAUUCCACUCCAGCCUGGGCAACAAAAGUGAAACUCCGUCUCAAAAAAAAAAAAGCACUGAGAAAUGGCUCUGUAUGAUUAAUGGUUGUAUGAAUUCUCUGAAAAUAAUAAUAAUAAUAAAGCCCGUGCAGAAAAAAGAAAAAAAAAUCUUAUCACACAAGGCGAUUUUUUUUAAUCGGAGCAGUAGCUAGAGCGAAUGGAUCCGGAGGAGAAAGCAGUAAGGGCAGCCAGACGUAUGUGUGACGUCACUAUAAGAGGCGGGGAUAUGUAGAUAGGGGCGCAGUGAUUGCCGGUUCUAGUGCGUUCUUCUCACAGAGAAUUUUUCUAGCGAAUAUCAGACAAGGUGUAGUCUGAGAUGUGUUAUACAAAGGAGCGGUAGUUUCGAACAGAACGCCUAACUCAUAUAAUACAACUUGCCAUGACUAAGAUGUGUGUUAAAGAUGUUGAGGUAGUAGCAGUCACCAUUCGUGUUGCGGAAAGCACUGUUAUGAAAAUGGUUAUUUUGUGGUGUAGUUUGAGUGUAGAGCUCCUGGAAAUUUUUCCCAAAUAUAGCGGUCUGGUGUGUAAUUGUAAUUCUGGGCCGUGUUUUUGCAUUCCCCUUGUGGUAGAGGUUGAAGAGCACUAUAUGAGGUAGCGGUAUCAUUGUAAUGCUGUGUAUUUGUAGUUUUGGUAACUGGCCUAUGACUUUCUUUUUCUUUUUUAUGUUUUUUUUUCUUUUUUUUUGGUUUACGACUUUUCAAUGAUGUUUGCUUUAGGUUUAAUUAGGUAAAGACCCAAACACCAGUUACUCCCCUCAAUAUCUGGGUUUUAACCUGGCAAAACAGGGAAGAGGGUUUCCUCUUGAGUGAGGCUGCUGAGCUUCUGCUAGUGAUUCCUUCAGGAUUCCAUGUCCCCCCCACCCCCGCCCCCGAGACAC